CGAAGAGGUCCCUUCAGGCUUCCCAAACGCGCCGGCUGAACUUCGAGAAUGUCACGGUCGAGCUACUACCUAUCUCCCUCCCUCCAAGGAUGGGUCUCCUGGGGAGGCCCAGUUGUCAUUGAUCAUAGAUAAUGCGGCCGCAUAUCCACUUGAAAUCAUCACAGGACGGCCGUCUCGAGCUCUCCCUCUCUCUUUUAUUCUACUCCCAUCCGUGCCCUCGCCAGCCCUCCAACUCUAUUUGAUCCCAAGAUUCCUCCAAUCUCACCAAAGAUCGCCCGCGCGUUCUUCAGCUGUCUUACCCCCCCCCCCCUUGUUCGUAUAAACCGACAAGCUACCCCUCAUCCCGAUUUCGCUGGCCCGGCGCCCGCAUCCCCUCUUGCUUGAAUACCCUCACCCUCUCACCCCUCGAUCCGCCAAAAUGUCCACCACCCAGCUCCCAGCCUCCGAUGUCGACCGCUACGACUAUGUCAUUGUCGGCGGCGGCACCGCCGGUUGCGUCGUCGCCUCUCGCCUGGCUGAGUCCCUGCCCCAGAAGCGCGUCCUCCUAAUCGAGGCCGGUCCCAGCGACUUCAUGGACGACCGCGUGCUGGACCUGCGGAAAUGGCUGAACCUCCUCGGAGGCGAGCUCGACUACGACUACGGCACCACCGAACAGCCCAUGGGCAACUCUCACAUCCGCCACUCCCGCGCCAAGGUCCUGGGUGGCUGCUCGUCGCACAACACCCUCAUCUCCUUCAGACCCUUCGAGUACGACCUGAAGAUCUGGCAGUCUAUGGGCGCCAAGGGCUGGACCUUCCACGACUUCAUGCGCAUCAUGGACAAGCUGCGCAACACCGUCCAGCCCGUCCACGCCCGCCACCAGAACGAGCUCUGCCUCGACUGGGUCAACUCGUGCAGCUCUGCCCUCGACAUCCCCGUCCUCCACAACUUCAACAAGCACAUCACCCAGAACGGCGCCCUGAAGCAGGGAGUCGGCUUCUUCUCCAUCUCCUACAACCCCGACGACGGCCGCCGGUCCAGCGCCUCCGUCGCCUACAUCCACCCCUUUCUGCGCGGCGAGGAGAAGCGCCCCAACCUGACCGUCCUCACCAACGCCUGGGUCUCCAAGAUCAACGUCCGCGGCGACACCGUCACCGGCGUCAACCUCACCCUCCAGGACGGCUCCAAGCGCACCGUCACCGCCCGCGCCGAGACCGUCCUCUGCGCCGGCGCCGUCGACACCCCGCGCCUCAUGCUCCUGUCUGGCAUCGGCCCCAAGCAGCAGCUCGUCAACCUCGGCAUCCCCGUCAUCCAUGACCUGCCCGGCGUCGGAGAGAACCUCCAGGACCACCCCGAGUCCAUCAUCAUGUGGGAGCUCAAGAAGCCCGUGCCCCCCAACAAGACCACCAUGGACUCGGACGCGGGCAUCUUCCUCCGCCGCGAGCCCCCCAACGCCGCCGCCAAGAAGACCUUCUUCAACCCCGACGGUAUCCCCGACGGCGACAUCGCCGACGUCAUGAUGCACUGCUACCAGAUCCCCUUUACCCUAAACACCGGCCGCCUCGGCUACGACGAGCCCAAGGACGGCUACGCCUUCUGCAUGACCCCCAACAUCCCCCGCCCCCGCUCCCGCGGCCGCCUCUACCUGACCUCGGCCGACCCCAGCGUCAAGCCCGCCCUCGACUUCCGCUACUUCACCGACGAAGAGGGCUACGACGCAGCCACCCUCGUCUACGGCAUGCGCGCUGCCCGCAAGGUCGCCGAGCAGGCCCCCUUCAAGGACUGGAUCGCCCGCGAGGUCGCCCCCGGCCCCGCCGUCCAGACCGACGAGGAGCUCAGCCUCUACGCCCGCCGCGCCGCUCACACCGUCUACCACCCCGUCGGCACCACCAAGAUGGGCGACGUCCGCAAGGACCCGCUCGCCGUCGUCGACGAGCGUCUCAACGUCAAGGGCCUCAAGCGCGUCCGCAUCGUCGACGCCGGCAUCUUCCCCACCAUCCCCACCAUCAACCCCAUGCUGACCGUCCUAGGUGUCGCCGAGAAGGCCGCCGAGAUGAUCAUCGACGAGGCCCAGGAGACCGCCCGUCUGUAAAAAUAGAACAAAGAUGAAAAAGAUUCCCGCCAGGGGUUUACCCAGGCAGGAAACCAUGUGAGAAGGGAAAUACCUUGAAAAGCAUUUGUUGUCUAUAUUUUGUUUUUUGUCUACAUUUUUUUUUUCAAGAGUUAGCUAUCAGGCAUUAUACCAAUGAUAUCAUGACUAUAUACAGACC
Colletotrichum navitas is the source of this 2249-nucleotide messenger RNA. RefSeq names its product GMC oxidoreductase. The transcript is spliced from 2 exons. Gene Ontology annotation, molecular function: oxidoreductase activity, acting on CH-OH group of donors; flavin adenine dinucleotide binding. The record is from RefSeq and is a predicted model, not a curated record. The coding region runs from base 419 to 2071 and encodes 550 amino acids. Lineage: Eukaryota; Fungi; Ascomycota; Sordariomycetes; Glomerellales; Glomerellaceae.